This is a messenger RNA of Labrus bergylta (ballan wrasse), 1698 nucleotides long. The record is from RefSeq and is a predicted model, not a curated record. NCBI's taxonomy places the organism in Eukaryota, Metazoa, Chordata, Actinopteri, Labriformes, Labridae.
AUGAAGACGACAUAUGAAGGCUUAUACUACUUCAGGAUCGAGAACGGGCCUUUCAGGAGAAAUGCUAUUUGUGAUCCUCUUCACAUAACAGUCAAAGAUUCUCCCCCGAGCCCCAAACUAAUCAUCUCAGGAGAUCUGAAGGAGAAGGAGUCUGUCACUAUAACCUGCUCAGCUUCCACUCCCUGUCCACUCUCCCCUCCUAAACUCACCUGGAAUCUCAAACAAGACUCUCUCAACAACAUGGAGGAAAACCCAGAUAAAACCUUCACGACUAAAAUCCAGGAGCAGAUCACUCUGACGGACAAACAUGAUGGAUACAACAUCACCUGUUCUGCCACAUAUCCUGUGAAUGAAGGAAAAGAAGUCAAGACAGCAGAGACACAGACUCUCAGAGUUUCAUGUAAGACAACCAGAGAUUGUUAUUGGAUCCUUUCAGAAUAUUCUCCUAAAAACACCUCAGUGUCCAUCAGUCCAUCAGGUUUGGUGUCAGCAGAUAUUCAUGUAAACCUGACCUGCUCCAGCAGAGCCAAUCCUCCUGUCAGCAACUUCACCUGGUUCAAGAUCAGCAGAGAUAGACCCAUGAUCGUAUCUGAAGGAGAGUUUUACAGCUUUAAUGCCACAGAGGGAGGAGUUUAUUACUGUGUGGCCAUCAAUGAUCUCGGUAAUCAGACAUCACCACAGAUCAAUCUGAGUGUUGCAGAAAAUCUGAUUUCCGAUCUGUUAGGGGUUGAUGUCCACAUUACAUUGAAGAUCCUGGGAAUCGUGCUGCUCUACAGUUCAGUCAUCAUCUUUGAGUGCUGGUUAAAGUCAAGAUGCUUCAACAAACAGGUGAAGGUGAUGGGUGUUACUGCAGUCCUGUCAGUGAACAUGGUAACAGCCAUCAUGUUACUGACUGUCUUCUCUCUUUCAGAAGCGUCGGAUGAAUGUUGGACUACAAGGUCAGCGCUCUUCAUCACGACACCAAAGAAGAUGGAAGCACUGAGUGGAACUUGUCUGAAAAUCCCAUGUAGCUUUAGUGUUAAAAAUGAAAGAGAGUUUGACAACAGAAGAGAAACAUUUGGAAUAUGGCUUAAAGAAGACAAAGAGACUUAUCCAAAGAAUGUGGUUUUUAACAGUAGUGGCACAGUGAACAAAUUUCAAAUGAACAUAACUGGAAACUUGAGAAUGAAAAACUGCACCACUCUGAUUUACAACAUGAAGACGACAUAUGAAGACUUAUACUACUUCAGAAUCGAGAACGGGCCUUUCAUGGCAAAUGCUAUUUGUGAUCCUCUUCACAUAACAGUCAAAGAUUCUCCUCCGAGCCCCAAACUAAACAUCUCAGGAGAUCUGAAGGAGAAGGAGUCUGUCACUAUAACCUGCUCAGCUUCCACUCCCUGUCCACUCUUCCCUCCUAAACUCACCUGGAAUAUCAAACAAGACUCUCUCAACAUGGAGGAAAACCCAGAUAAAACCUUCACGACAAAAAUCCAGGAGCAGAUCACUCUGACGGACAAACAUGAUGGAUACAACAUCACCUGUUCUGCCACAUAUCCUGUGAAUGAAGGAAAAGAAGUCAAGACAGCAGAGACACAGACUCUCAGAGUUUCAUGUAAGACAACCAGAGAUUGUUAUUGGAUCCUGUCAGAAUGUGAUGAUUUUAAAGAUAGCCAAUCCUCCUGUCAGCAGCUUCACCUGGUUCAAGAUCAGCAGAGAUAG